Molecule: messenger RNA, 633 nt
Organism: Puma concolor (puma)
Lineage: Eukaryota; Metazoa; Chordata; Mammalia; Carnivora; Felidae
Gene: FGF21
Product: fibroblast growth factor 21
Molecular function (GO): growth factor activity
Source: RefSeq, a predicted model, not a curated record
AUGGGCUGGGACGAGGCCGGGUCCCAGCACCUGGGACUGUGGGUCCUGAUGAUGCUGGGGGUCCUUUUCCCGGAAGCCUGCCAGGCACACCCUAUCCCUGACUCCAGCCCCCUCCUCCAAUUCGGGGGCCAAGUUCGACAGCGGUUCCUCUACACGGACGACGCCCAGGAGACAGAGGUCCACCUCGAGAUCAAGGCUGAUGGCACAGUGGUGGGGACCGCUCGCCGGAGCCCUGAGAGUCUCUUGGAGCUAAAAGCCCUGAAGCCGGGAGUAAUUCAAAUCUUGGGGGUCAAAACGUCCAGGUUCCUGUGCCAGGGCCCAGAUGGGACACUGUAUGGAUCGCUCCGCUUUGACCCCGCAGCCUGCAGCUUCCGGGAGCUGCUUCUGGAGGACGGAUACAACAUCUACCACUCGGAGACCCUCGGGCUCCCACUCCGCCUGCCCCCCCACAACUCCCCAUACCGGGACUCAGCCCCCCGGGCACCUGCCCGCUUCCUGCCGCUGCCAGGCCUGCUUCCGGCACCCCCGGAGCCUCCAGGGAUCCUGGCCCCCGAGCCCCCGGACGUGGGCUCCUCGGACCCUCUGAGCAUGGUGGGGCCUUCCCAGGGCCGAAGUCCCAGCUACGCUUCCUGA